This is a messenger RNA of Stegodyphus dumicola, 3019 nucleotides long. It is a transcript of the gene frtz, whose product is annotated as WD repeat-containing and planar cell polarity effector protein fritz. The record is from RefSeq and is a predicted model, not a curated record. Lineage: Eukaryota; Metazoa; Arthropoda; Arachnida; Araneae; Eresidae. Gene Ontology annotation, cellular component: axonemal basal plate. Gene Ontology annotation, molecular function: protein binding. Gene Ontology annotation, biological process: nervous system development; establishment of protein localization; cilium organization.
UUUCAGGCAAAUUUUGUGCUGAAAUAUGAAAAGGUGGAGAAAACUGUGCAACAUUUAGUUACCCUUCAUAAUGAUAUCCCUGAUUAAGUUCAGUUGUCAUCUGUGCUAAAACAUGGCAUCUUUUUUAACGUCAUUAUAUGUAUUAAAUUUUAAACAAGUGGAGGUUGUACAUAACCGUGAGGUUGACUGUAUCAAAUUAUGUGAAAAAGAUUUGUGUUCUCAGGGUCCUUACAGGAAUGCUAAAAGGGAAUACUUUUUAAAUAAAUGUAGUAAAUGUAAGCAGCAGUACAGAAAAAAGGAUGUAAAAUACAUUAAUAAAUUGUUCAUGUCUUACAAAUGUCUGUAUCUAUCAUGGGAUAUAAAUCAACCUUUGAUUAUGUUUUUUAGCAAUGGAACAAUUGUUAGUGUUCAAUUAAAUAUUGGAAAUAACACUGUGGAGAAAAUUGAGAUUGAUGAUAACUUAAAUGGAAAAUUAUUUCCAAGUAAAGUAGUUGAUGUUGUAAUCUGUCAGAGCUGCAUAUUUAUUACAUAUUCAGAACCAAAGCUAGCAGUCAUCUACAUGAACCAAAGUUCACCAUCAUUUUCUACUAAAAUAUUUGGUAAGAAACGAGGAAAGUUAGUAGGCCCUGAACCAAAAAUAAUAACUGUAGAUUUGAUAGGACCUUGUAGUAAGAGCUUGGAACGAAAACUCUCUUUAAAUUUGCAUAAUGAUCAUUUGCUAGUUUGGUGGAGAUUCUCUGAUGAUGAUGUUUGGUCAUGGACGCCUGUUGCUUAUUCAACGGAACGUGUCAAUAUGCUUAUAUAUUCUUUAAAUGAUGGCAUAGAAAUAUUAUGUACUGUAAAAGUAAAUGGUGAACUUAUCCAUGCUAUUUACAGCAAGCAGAAUUUUAACCAAAUUCUGACUUUGGAAGAAGUAAAGUGUAAAACAGAAAGGAACAUCAACGUUUGCAUUUAUGAAGUUGUUCAAAAUCAGUGUCAUCAUAUAUUUGUAGCUAAACUUCCCAUGCAUGGCAGUCUCAUUUCAUUUGAUUGGAGUUCAACCGUAGAUAAAUUAAUUGUAUCUGACUCUAAUAGAUUACUUUUAAUAUAUGAUUUAAGAGAAAAAUCUACUAUUGUAACUUAUUUGUCAUUUCUUCCUAAGGAGAUAAGCUGGCAUCCUGAAAACUGUUUAGCAAUAAUAGUUGGCACAGCUAAUGAGAUUCAGUGUUUUGAUGCAGUUUUAAACAGUAUUAGCUUUGAAAUGUAUUAUAGCAAAACGGUGCACAAUAUUAUAGACUUGAAUUCCUUUUUCCUGCAUCAUUUUACUCCUCAAAAGGUAUUGUGGCAGAAGUCUAUUUUAAACAAUUCAUGUUUGGUUAUGCUAGAUUCUGAAUUAUCAUCAUUUGUAUUUUUAAAAUUUUCCUUUGGUAGCAUUACAAGAAAUCAUAUUUCUGCAUUGGAACUGGUUAGUCAGUAUUUAAAAUGCAAUUGUAUUGAUAGAGCAAUUUUAAUGAUGAGAAGUUUGAGCUGGUGUCAUGAAGGUGAACUUUUAUUUCAUUGUCUAUCUAAAAUAGCUAACUUUUUACUCAGAAAACCUCUAGAUCCUCAAACACGGUCAGGUUUAGAAUUAGCUUUAGGAACAUUUUAUAACUGUGUCGAUAUAUUACCAGAAAGAAUUAUUAAAAUGUAUGAGUACAAAAUCCAUCACAUAGCAAGGCGCUUUUUUCAUCAUUUGUUACGUUACCAUCAAUUUAGAACAGCAUUUUCACUGGCAUUGAAUUUAGAAUCUCAGGAUUUAUUUCUAGAUCUUGGCCAUGUAGCUAAACAGAAAGGGGAAAACAUAUUAGCUCUUGUUGCAUUUCACAAGGCAGGGAUAUUAGACUCAUCUCAAGAUAGCUGCUCUGCAGCAUCUACUGCAUCUGAUUGCAAUACAGAAUGUUCCUCAUCUUCAGAUAAAGAAAGUGGUGAUGACAAUCAGAGUAAAGUUCCUAUAAUAAAACCUUCUGGCUCCUCUACACAUCAGUACUGGAUACCAUCUGCAAAAGAACCAAAAGGAGCUAGUAAUUGGUUACCUAUAGCUAGAGAAAGUGAACAGGAUGAUGCAACAUUAACUGAUAAAUCUGGUGUUUCUAAGGUUUUAGGUCAUUCAAUUUGUAAUUACAUCGAGCCACUUUCACCAAAGGAUGUAUACCAUGACUCAUUUUCUCUGUCAGACUCUUGUGGCAAAAAACAGCAGAUAUCUUCAGCUUUGGAUUCUAAAAUAUCAUCUGAUAUUCCUUCAUCUGAAUAUUUUACUAAAGAGCCUUCUUUAUGUGAUACUUAUAACACAGCCCAUUUAGAAAAAGCCUACUGUGCAUCUAAGACACCAGUAUCUGCAGAGCAUGAAAUGGAUUUGCUUGAUGCAAAUAAAAUUUUAGAGGAUAGAAAUGAUGAUGUUGAGGAUUGUGGAAUUAAGUUAGAACACUUUGGUAUUAUAUGAACUCUAAAUUUUUCACAUUUCAAUGUGCUAUUUUCAUACUGUGUUCUACUUUAUCUACCAUUCAAAAAUAUAGUUAUCGGGAGGAAUGAAACAUUAAUGUAUUGUUUUCUAGAAUUGAAAGCCUUAAUUCUUGAAAGGAGUUAAAAGCUAAUGUGUAUUCAUUCCCUCAUUCUUGCUAAACAUUCUCAAUUUAAAUAUGAACAUUUGUCAAACCAUCUGUAUUUCAGUUGUUAGUUUUAUGGAAACUCUAGGAUUAUUUUGUAUUCAUUAAAACAGACUUGACUGAGCCACGCUAUAUAAUGUGGCAAGAAAAAAUACUCUUCAUAAGAGUGAAAAAAGAACAUAAAUUUAUUUACAGAAAGUGCAGGUUUGUUAGUAGUUAUGGUUUCACAUAUCGCUGUCUUAAAGGGAGACACCGUUGCCAAUGUUCUGCAGCUAAGUAUUGACAUCAAAAGGUAUGGCUCAUCAAUAGCCAACAGUUAGCUUUCUGUAUAAUUUGAUAAUUUAUAAGGUAUGGUGUAUGUGGAAGGGUGACAUUAAUAUUAAAUGCAUAUCUUCUUU